Gavia stellata (red-throated loon) is the source of this 1529-nucleotide messenger RNA. It is a transcript of the gene PGAP2, whose product is annotated as post-GPI attachment to proteins 2. The transcript is spliced from 6 exons. The record is from RefSeq and is a predicted model, not a curated record. Gene Ontology annotation, cellular component: endoplasmic reticulum membrane; Golgi membrane. NCBI's taxonomy places the organism in Eukaryota, Metazoa, Chordata, Aves, Gaviiformes, Gaviidae. Bases 57 to 821 code for a protein of 254 amino acids. Gene Ontology annotation, biological process: GPI anchor biosynthetic process.
AACACAAGCGUGAAAGGCAGCCUCUGCCCAGGUUUCUCUGCCAGCCGUCCAUCAAGAUGUUACAGGUACCGCUGCCCCUGGAUCGAGAUGGGAUCCUCUUCCGCCUCCGUUUUACCACGCUGGCCGUUGGGACUGUGUUUUGCCCGCUCUUUGGUUUCCUUUUCUGUGUGAUCUGGUCUCUGCUGUUCCAUUUCCAGGAGACAACAGCGACCCACUGCGGGGUCCCUAACUACCUCCCCUCCAUCAGCGCUGCUAUCGGAGGCGAGACCCCCCAGCGUUAUGUCUGGCGCCUCUGCAUCGGCCUCCACUCGGCUCCCCGCUUCCUGGUGGCAGUCGCCUACUGGAACCACUACCAGAGCUGCCACUGCUCGCACCCUCGCUACCUGCGCUUGUGCCACUUCAACCUGCUGCUCAACCUGCUCGAAAACUUCGCCCUCCUCGUUCUGACGUAUGUGUCCUCAUCUGAAAACUAUGCAAUCCACGAAAAUGCCUUCAUCGUCUUUAUCACGUCGGCUCUGGGCCACAUGCUCCUGACGUGCAUCCUCUGGAGAAUGACUAAGAAACACACAGUAAGUCCCGAGGAGCGCAAGUCGUACAAGUGGAAGCAGCUGCUCUUCUUCUUCACCUUCAUCAUGUUUGCAUUUGCCGUGUGCGUCUACUUCCACCACAACUGGUACUGUGGCGCCGGAGUGUACACCAUCUUCGCCUUCCUGGAGUACCUGGUUGUCCUCUCCAACAUGGCCUUCCACAUGACUGCCUUCUGGGACUUCAGCAACAAGGAGCUGGUGGUGAGCUCGCUGCUGGAAGACAAGCACUUUUAGCCGACCUCGUGCCACAGCCUUCCAUGUGCCGGCCGCAUUGCCGAUGCCAGGCGGGGGCUGCUCUUCCCCUGGGGGACGCAGAGAUCCCCUUCCCUCUCCUGCUGCCCCCAGGGCCGGGGCCAGGGCAUUUGCCGUGGAUCUGCCGCAAGGAUCGUCCCGGGGCCCUGGCCCUGCGAGUGUCUGUGCAUGGUCCCUGGCUGCGCCUGGAGCUCUCUUACAGGGGAGCUCGGGGCUCUUGCUGGGGACCCUCGAGGCCGGUGCCCCCUGCCCUGGCUCCCUGCCGGCUACCAGGAUGGGCAGGAGGACAGAGGAGGGGGGCAGGUGCCUGCCGCCUGUUUCUUUGGAGGAUGAUCCGGACAGAGCAGGAUUCUGCUCCCGGUAUCGGGGCACGGGGGGCCAGCCUUGCCCUGCCCCUGCUUUGCCUGGGUGGUCUCGUGGUUCCUCCUCCAGGCUGGGGGUCCUUGGCCAAGGUCCUCAAAAAGGGCUGGGGGCCUUUCGGGCCUCGAAGCUUAGGGCAGCCUUGGGAGAAGGAGCGCUUGCUGCCCCCACAUCUCUCUGGUUGCACCCCCGAAGUGUAACAGCCCGCAGCCUUGACUUCUUGAGAAGCCUUUGCUGCAGGUCUGGGGCAGAGCUUGCCCCACGCUGCGGCACCUGGGGCUGGGUCCAGGCUCCUUCCGAGCCCGGGGUGAGCACAGGAGCUGCGGCCAG